GUUAUUGAUUCGUGUUUCCUCUAAUAGAAAUGCCAAAUUAAAGCUGUCAAACUAUAUAAUGAUGCUUAUAGAAAGGGACGUUUUUAUCCACAUUGACUUAAAUUAGCGUUGUGUAAUUGCUGAAGGGUAAAACCUUGUCAGAAGUUAGUGUUUAACUUUUACAUGGUCAGAUAGUAGUCCUGUGAUUUAUCCGGUUAUAUUUAAGGUUAAUGUUGUUAUUGCGUAAGAUAAGGAAAUGGCUAAAGGUCUGGUUAGUAGCGUCUAUCUAAUAUAGCCUCCGGGAUGUUGAAAAACACACUGACCGUUCGUGAAGAGUUUAUUACUAUAUACCUUUAGGCUUUUGAAUGCUUGCGCCGUAUCCAUAACCUGUCUGCUUUAUACUCAAUACUCCUAUUUAAAAAAAACUGAUUUCUGUCAGCAUUACGGGAUUAAAAUGGGAAGUUUGCAAGAAGUAAAUGAACUGAGGACAAGACUGGAAAAUACCCUUAUAUCUUACCACAACCUCGGAGAGAAUGAAUGGAGAUUAGCAAAGAAAUCGAAAGAUGUUAAAGUGUGGAGGAAACAAUCAGUGGAGUUCAGUGGCUUCCUAUACAAAGCACAGGGAGUCGUUCAGGAGAAUCCAAACAGAAUAGUGGAUUAUAUUCGACCAGGACCAUAUAGAUUGGAGUGGGACAGUCUGAUGACUUCAAUGGACAUUGUAAAAACUAUUGACAAGGUUUGUUGUGUGAUGCGGUACAUGACUGCAGGACAGCUGUGGAACAUUAUCGCUCCACGGGAGUUUGUGGAUUUCUCCUACACGACAGACUAUCAGAACGGCCUUCUGUCCUGUGGUGUUAGUGUGAGCCACGAUGAGUACAGGCAGAGCUGUGUGAGGGGCUUCAACCACCCGUGCGGCUGGUUCUGUGUACCUGUGGGCGGGGAAGGAGAUGGCGCCCCCCAGAGUCUACUGACCGGCUACAUCCAGACUGACCUGAGGGGCAUGAUUCCACAGUCAGCCGUAGACACCGCCAUGGCCAGCUCACUUGUCACCUUCUACAGUGACCUGAGGGGGGCUCUGAAAUCCUAGACCUCUCCCUCCCUUUUCUUCUCUCUCUCUCUCUCUCUCUCUCCUUCCCUUUUCUUCUCUCUCUCUCUCUCUCCC
Messenger RNA from Electrophorus electricus (electric eel), 1141 nucleotides. It is a transcript of the gene stard4, whose product is annotated as StAR related lipid transfer domain containing 4. Gene Ontology annotation, cellular component: endoplasmic reticulum; cytosol. The record is from RefSeq and is a predicted model, not a curated record. NCBI's taxonomy places the organism in Eukaryota, Metazoa, Chordata, Actinopteri, Gymnotiformes, Gymnotidae. Gene Ontology annotation, molecular function: cholesterol binding; cholesterol transfer activity. Gene Ontology annotation, biological process: cholesterol import; cholesterol transport involved in cholesterol storage; intracellular cholesterol transport.